AUGCCACAAAUAAUCUUAUCAUUUUCUCUUUCCCUUAUUUUCCUCUUAGCUCUUACAUUUUGUUCCGUUCCAUCCCUAGCAAGACUCAAUAAUGUCCGUUCUAAUCUUAGUUCUUUAAUCAUCAACUUAAGCCGUUCGAGAAAUGUCAUCUCUCAAAAUUACGCUAUUAGUUCAAGUCUUCAAUCUGAUCCUUUGAUAUUCAAUGUGGUAGAGCCACUUAGAGCAAUUAGGGAUGGAUACUUGAUGUCCUUAAACAUAGGGACACCUCCACAAGUCAUACAAGUCUAUAUGGACACCGGAAGUGACCUUGCUUGGGUACCUUGUGGAAAUUUGUCCUUUGAUUGUAUAGAAUGUGAUGCAUAUUAUAGGACAAACAAAUUAACAAAUGCAUUUUCUCCAUUGUACUCUUCUUCAUCUUUGAGGGUUUCUUGUGGUAGUUCUUUUUGCACUCAAAUCCACAAUUCUGAUAACCCUUAUGAUCCAUGUAUUAUGGCAGGGUGCCCAUUAAUUACCCUUCUUAAAGGCACUUGUUCUAGACCAUGCCCUGGUUUUGCUUAUACAUACGGGGGUGAUGCAGUUGUCGUAGGGACAUUAACCAGCGAUUUACUGAGGAUACAUAGUAGUAGUCCUAGUACAACCAAAGAUAUCGAACGAUUUCGGUUUGGUUGUAUAGGAUCAACUUAUAAAGAACCCUUAGGAAUAGCCGGAUUUGGAAGAGGUUCACUUUCAUUACCAUCACAAUUAGGGUUCCUUCAAAAGGGUUUCUCCCAUUGUUUUGUUUCCUUCAAAUUUGCUAGUAAUCCUAAUAUUUCAAGCCCUCUAAUCAUAGGAGAAAUGGCUAUAUCUUCCAAAGAAACAUCCAAAUUCACCUCAUUAUUAACAAAUCCUACAUACCCUAACUACUAUUACAUUGGCCUAGAAGCUAUUACAAUAAGCAAUAUGACCUUAAAAAAAGUACCAUCCAAGUUACAAGAAAUUGAUUCUAAGGGUAAUGGAGGUAUGAUGAUUGAUUCCGGAACCACAUAUACACAUUUGUCUGAACCGUUUUAUUCAGAAUUUCUAUCAGAACUUGAUUCUAUGAUCCUUUACCCACGAGCUACUAAACUCGAGAAACAAAGUGGAUUUGAUCUUUGUUAUGAGGUACCAUGUCCUAAUAAUAAUAGAAGUUUUUGUAUGGAAAAUGAUGAUCUUCCUUCAAUUACAUUUCACUUUGUGGAUGAUGUUAGGUUGGUUUUGCCAAAGGGUAACAAUUUCUAUGCUAUUAGUCCUCCUAGUAAUUUUAGUGUUGUGAAGUGUUUGUUAUAUCAAGGUGUGGAUGAUGAAAUUGGUGGGCCUAGUGCAAUAUUUGGAAGUUUUCAACAACAAAAUAUUGAGGUUGUUUAUGAUUUGGAGAAUGAGAGAAUUGGGUUUAAUCCAAUGGAUUGUGCUGCUACUCAAUAA
Molecule: messenger RNA, 1440 nt
Organism: Amaranthus tricolor (Joseph's coat)
Lineage: Eukaryota; Viridiplantae; Streptophyta; Magnoliopsida; Caryophyllales; Amaranthaceae
Product: probable aspartyl protease At4g16563
Exons: 1
Coding region: 1-1440 (479 amino acids)
Cellular component (GO): extracellular region
Source: RefSeq, a predicted model, not a curated record